GAGCUAUCAGUUGUUCUUGUUUUUAGUGUUAAGCUCUUGGUGAGUAUUUUUACAUGAGAGAUUUUUUUUUCCGCUUUUUACAUUUUUCUGACUUUGAGGCAUCUCUGGGACUUUUUUGUUUUUGUUUUUAUUUUUAUUGCGUUUUUCCUGGCUGGUAUUCCCGAGACUGUGAUGGCUGUUGUGGCGUACAUUUUGUGAUGGCGAUAUAAACUGCGCAUAAAGUAGUUUAAAGUAGCUUCCGCUGCAGUACCAGUAUACAUUUUUUAUCCUUUUAUUUUUGGGCUUUUGUUUUUCGAGUAAGAUACUUCGAAACUCCUUGUUCCUUCCUCGUUUUUUUUUUCUUCUUCCAGGCAUGCAGUAUUACCGUAAUGCUUAUUGAAACGGUGGUUCGUUUUUAUGGACAGAAAUAUAGAGCUUUGCUCCAAGAAAGUCGUCGGUUUUCAGAAAAAAUCAACCUUUUAAAUGUUGCCUUUCAUGUUCGUACACUGUAUCCCUUCAACAUUAAACCUGGUUUUCACAGUCCUCGACGUUGGGUCCUAGCAUGUAUUUUUCAUAUUUUCCUCGCAAACGUGGGCUUCGCUCGGGCUUAACGUUUUCUGAUGCCUCUAUUUUGCUUUUCUCCUGACAGUAUAACGAUUUACGAACAAGGACGGGUUUCUGGAAUCUUAUUUUGCAUCAGUGUAUAAUUUGUGGGUUUUAUUUUUCACACGUCGACGUGAAUGAUGAUGCUAACAUGCAGGGCUGUUUAAGCUAGCCGCACAGCUGAGCUGAAUGGUACCACGUUAAGGGGAGGCCUUUGCGUAAUUUUUGCUCUUAUCUUGGGGUUUUUGUCCGUCCACUUCUAAUAAUCCCAUGCUAUCCUUCUGAAAAUGUCUGAAGUGUUGGGGGGGUGGCGGGCCACCUGAUCCCUCAAAACCAGUUAUGCUGUUGGGUGCCCUUGAGGCACAUCUAUGGAAACCAAUAGGAACAAACUAGAAGGGAAAUUACAUAGAAAAAUUGGCUUGUUUUGUUUGUUUUUUUUAAGAUGCAACAAUUCCCAUUCCCAGCUGAACAUUUGGCAUCACAAAAGAAAAGGAAAAAUCCGAUCACUGUCUGUAUUUUUGUCCAUUUGUUUCCUCUUUUAAAAGAGAUCUGCUUUAAUUUCUAUUAUAAUUCAAAUUGUAAAAAUCCAUGUAAUAUUGAAAAAUAGAUGGUUUGUCAUUAAGGUAUCAAACAGUUGUGAAAAUGAAUGUGGAAUUGGUGAGGAUGACACAUCUAUGAUCUGAAAAAAAUAUACUUGAAUAAAUGCAAUAACAUGUAAAGUAAACUUCUAUUCCACGAGCAAAUGAAACCGAUCAAUGGGCAGUUUGUUAUGUCAUUGUAUCCUGAUUGGAAGUGAUGGAAACAGGACUCGCCUCUGGAGUUUCAUGUAAGAGUAACUGGAGCUGGUAGCUGUUUUUUUUGCUCUGUGGGGUAUCCCCUGCUUUUUACAACACAUUUUCCUGUUCAUUUUACCGAAGAGCGGUUGACCUUUUUUUUUUCUAAUUCUCUUUUUUUGUUUCCUUUUUAGUUUUUGAAGCCACUUUUUUCAGAAGCAGCAAAUCGUAAGUUGGUGUCACCUUUUUUUUCUUUUUUUUUUCUUUUUGAUCCCUUUUUUUCCAUCUCAGCUUCUGCCUCAUUUUUAAUAUUCCACUUUUCACCCCUUUGUGAUGUACCCCUGAUGUUUCUCCCCUUUUGAAUUUCAAGUAGCAUGUAGUUGAUAGUUUUUUGUUUUUGUUUUUUUUAUCUCACUUAUGGCCCUUUUUAAACAACCCCUUCAAAUAUUUCUAAGUUAUGACAAUCGGACUGUAUUUUUAAUGUUUAUUAUUGGGCCAAAACCCCUUUUUUGGGCUUCGUCCAUAAAGCUCUUAAAUGAAAGGACCUCUAAAGGAAAAAUUACACCUUGCUUUUAUGUGUGUUUGUGUUUUUGUGAGUGUGAGUGUGCAUGACAUUUAAUUGAGUCCAGUUUGGUCCAUUACUCGCAUAAUCAAACUUUUUUGCCUUUUUAUUAAACGCAUCUUUCAAAAACAAUGUUUUUUCCCCCCCAUUAAAACAGCAUGAAGUGUCAUUCAUUACUAACUCCAUUAUCAGUCACGUAACAAUGACUCUACUUUGAAUAAAUCUUGUGAGGUGCACUUUUUAGCACACAAAAAAAUCUUUGGUGAUAAUUUACAAAGUUUUGAUUUUAAACUCUUGAAUCCGUGCAUGUUGACGCACGGCUGCACAAUAGCAGUGGGAACAUCUGUUCCCGUCGCAUAGCUGUGCUUGCUUUCAUUAUUUUGCCUCAUCUGCCCCCCACAGUUCAAGCACCAACACGGCACAACUGGGACCGUUACUACCCAAAAGUGUGCCAUAAGCCCCAGACAAGGCCACCAAGAGCAGAGGUGUUCAGUAUGGUUAUAUUGAGAAAUUAUCCCCCCCCCCCCCCGGUCAGGCAACAGCUUAGCUGCCAUAUGUCCCACAAUGUUGAAUUCUUAAUGAAUAUCCUCAGGAGACUUUAGAAUGUGUUACAGUCAUGUGAAAGACCCCAAAAUGAUUUGGUUUAGAGAUGGUCACGGAGGGGUGCAGGAAGUUCAUAGUCAAUGACGGGAUAAGCCAUAAAUCCCUUAACCUUAUUUUGGGGAACUGUACUGCACACACCAGCUGAUAUUUUGGUCUCCCACGUGAACGCAAAGCUAUCCGGUUCUUUAAUUGCUAUUGCCUAAUUGGUUUUGUGUCAUAUAAAUAAGAAAAUAGAUUUUUUAAAAUGUUUUAAAUCCCACAUUGGUAAAUGGCCGAAGCCUGGAAAUUGUUGCUUGAACCCCGGCAUGCCUCCCAGAUUUGGACACAUUUGUGCAGAGGCCUGGUGACAGACAGACAUGCAGUCAGCCCGCCAGCUUAUAGAGACUUCUUCGCCAGAAUCGCAAAAGGGGAGAGCGGCACGCUUCGGCCCAGCAGCCGGCUGCAAACCAUGUAAUCCCCAGCUAGCAGCUGCUGGCCGGCGAGCGGGAGGCUUCACACCGCGUUCUGGCCAGCCGGAGCCCAGGCGGUCGGUUUCAAGAUGGAAGAAUUCUCCCUUAUUGAUUGGACAAAAACAGAAGCGCAAAAGCCUCAACUAAAGCCGGCCUCGAGUUUUCUGCGACGUGUUCUAGCAUUUGCCAUGAUUAUGAAAGCCCCCACCCCCCCCCUGCAGUGUUGCAUAACUUUGCAGUCUUUGCAACUCAUGCGACAGCCGUCCUGAAAAUGUCAGCUCCCCUCCCUACUCCUGCUGAGGUGGGGGCUGCGCGUUUUAAUGCAUAAAGCAUUGUAUGAAUCUCAUAUAUAACAGAAUAUCGACUAAAGGUCUGAACGAGGACAAACACAGUUUGUUUUUUAUCAGAUUAAUCUACAUCUAAGAGGUCCUAUCAAAUAAACUUAGUUGAUAGACCGAAACCACUGUCAUUACAACUGUAAUAAACCAAACUUUAAAGACUUUCAUUGCUAAACAGAAGAGGAAGGCCUUUUGAUGAUUGGUAGGUAUUUUAUUUUUGUCAUAACCAUUUAUCCCACAGGUGUUUCUUUUGUUUCCUUUCUCCCACCUCCUCCCCCUUUUUUUAUAACCCCUAGCGAGAUUUGAUCUCUCUGUCUACCAAUUUCAAUCUCUUUGUCUACCCCCUAAACCCUGAGACAGGUUUAAGACAAAAUAAAGAAAAGAGAGACUCUUCCAGAUGUAGUAGACGUCUCUCUGGCUCCACCUCUCACAGUUUGUCGACGACCCUCUUCUCUCCAGCAGAAAGACAGACAGACAGACAGACAGGCAGACCUCAACCGACCCGAGUGCAGACGCUAUGGAUUGGUCGUCGUCCUCCACCUCCAGCCUGCUGGCCAGCAGCAACGUGACCAACAAGACCGACCCCCGCUCGCUCAACUCCCGGGUCUUCAUAGGGAACCUGAACACCCUGCUGGUCACCAAGGCCGACGUGGAGGCCAUUUUCUCCAAGUACGGCAAGAUCGUGGGCUGCUCCGUGCAUAAAGGCUACGCCUUCGUCCAGUACGCCAACGAGAGGAACGCCCGAGCGGCCGUUGCCGGGGAGGACGGCCGCAUGAUUGUGGGACAGGUGCUAGACAUCAACCUGGCAGGCGAGCCGAAGCCUCACAGGUCAAAGACGGUGAAGCGAUCCGCAGGGGACAUGUACAGCUCCUCCUUUGAUUUGGACUACGACUUCCAAAGAGAUUAUUACGACAGAAUGUACUCCUACCAGUCCCGGGUGCCUCCUCCCCCGCCGCCGCCGCCACUGUCCCGCGCCGUCAUCCCCUCAAAGCGGCCGCGCGUCAGCCUGAGCGCCGGAGGGAGCCGGCGCAACAAGGCUGCCUUCUCCUCCUCCGCCUCUAAGAGCAGCCAGAGGACCUCGCGCACCGUGAGGACGGACGACCUGCAGAGCAUCAAAAGAGAGCUGACGCAGAUCAAACACAAGGUGGACUACCUGCUGGAGAGCUUAGACCGCAUGGAGAAGGACUACAGCAAGAAGUCAGAGAUGAAAAGCUCCAAACCGGAGCCGGGCGAAGUGUCCCCCCUCAACUCGUCUACAUCCAGCAAGAAGGAGGACGGCCUGAAGAGAGACAGGGAGAUCCAGGAGCUGAACGACUCGGAGGAGGACGGAGACCUGCUGGAGGACGAGGACGUGAUGAAAAGCAGAGAGAGAGAGGAGGAUGAGGAGGAGGACGGUGAGCAGGAGGAAGGGGAGGACGACGGCGACAGCGCCAACGGAGACGACCCCUGAAUAGGCGGCGUGGGCCCGGUGGCGUUGUGUGUGAGGCCAGCGGAGGUUCUCACACAGCAGGCUGCAGAUGUGGCUCCUCUCCUGUGUAUUCCAGUCUGAACCCCUUCAGUUAUAGUUGAUAAAUGUUCACCACUUUUCCAUUUUUUUUAUAUUCCGCUUUUACAUGUUUUUCUUUCUUCUCCUUUCUUUUCUCUUUGUUUUCUAAAUGAUUUGUUUUGCGGACAAAUUUGAAAAAAAAAGUGCCGUCCCUUCUAAAAGAAAAAAAAAACGGUCCAUCAUUUGGAUUUAAAGCGAGUCCAGAGAUAAGAAAGGCCCUGCAAGCAUGGUUUGAAACUCUCAAGAUCAAAAGAAACAGGCCCUAUAGCGUGUCUUCACCAGCAGAUGGCGGCGUAAGCCGACCACAAGCUCGCAUGGCCCUGUUGUCCUCAGUCAUUUCUUUAAUCCCCCCCCCCGGCAGGCCCCUCAGAUAGCUGAGUGUGUGCUCAGAUCUCAGAUCCCAGCGUUUGCGAUCUCGGCUGCUCCGGGCUCGUGUGGAGCAGACAUUCUCCACGCUUCUCACAAGGUUUUUUUCGCUCGUCUGCACCGGUAAUAGUUAAUAAACGUGUUUUCCAUGUUGGAACCUGUUCAUGCUUUUUCAUGCCUUACAAAUGAGCGCGGGUUCGUUUCCAUCGGUGCUUUACAGAGAAGCCAAACUUUGGACUUUGGUUGUCAAACAGCAUCCGCUCAGUUCUGAUUUUCUUUUUAUGUAUCAGAGCAUACUUGGGAAUUGGGUGAA
Messenger RNA from Menidia menidia (Atlantic silverside), 5532 nucleotides. The record is from the annotation of a GenBank genome assembly. Lineage: Eukaryota; Metazoa; Chordata; Actinopteri; Atheriniformes; Atherinopsidae.